AUGUCUGUUAGUGAUCGAAAGUUGGAUAACAGUUCAUUGGAUCAAGAAGUCACCAAUAGUCAUCAUGUCCCGGUGAUUGAUGAAGAGAAAAUCACUGAACCUGAAUAUGUCUCUCGUGGUGUUAGAAGAAUGGAAAAAUUGAAAAAAGUGAUGAGUGAAACCAAGAAAGGUAAACAUAUGAGAUUAUUAUUAUGUGCUUGUAUAAUCAUCACUGAGUUUGUUGUUGCAUUAGACGGUUCCACCACUUCAAGUUAUCAACCUUAUGCCACUUCAGCUUUUAAACAUCAUUCAAUGUUGUCCACUUUAUCAAUUGCAACUUCAAUCAUGUCAUCUGUUUCUCAACCAAUCAUUGCCAAAAUUGCUGAUGUCACUUCAAGACCAACUUGUUACAUAUUGGUUUUAUCAUUCUAUACAAUGGGUUAUAUUAUCUGUGCAGCUUCAUCCACUAUAUCUGCUUAUGUUAUUGGUAGUGUGUUUGUCACUAUUGGUCGUUCAAAUAUUGAUAUGAUCAAUACCAUUAUUUUAGCUGAUAUUAUUCCUUUGAAAUAUCGUGGUUUCACUUUUGGAUUAACAGCAUCUUGGUACCUUAUCACAGUGUGGAUAUCUGGUGGAAUUGCUUCACAUUUCAUUACAGUGAAUUGGAGAUGGGGUUAUGGUAUGUUUUCAAUUUUGAUGCCUGCAACUAUCAUCCCUUGUAUUGCAUGUAUGGGUUAUUUAGAGCAUUAUGCACAAACUGUUUUUCCAGAUAAUGAUCAUUUUGACAAUGAAAACAAGACCAAAAAGACACCAAAGGAUUUUGCUAAAUUAUUUUGGAAUUAUGUUGUUGAAAGUGAUUUAUUCGGUUUGAUAAUGAUGGCAUUUGGAUGGAGUUUGUUAUUAUUACCUUUUUCAUUAUACUCAUCUGCACAAGGUGGAUAUAAAAAUCCUUCUUUAAUCGCAAUGUUUGUUGUUGGUGCAUUAUUAUUAAUCAUCUAUGCUUGUUAUGAAGUUUGGAUUGCCCCAUUCCCAUCUGUUCCUAAAAGAGUUUUAACAAAUAGAACAUUUAUCACCGCAGUUACAGUUGAUUUUUUCUACUUGUGUGGUGCAAUGCUAUUACAAUUAUAUUUGUCAUCAUAUGUUGGUGUUGUGAAAGAUUGGUCUUAUAGAAACUGGUCAUAUUUCAACAAUACUCAAACAUUAAGUAUUUGUUUCUUUGGUGUUAUUGUGGGUCUUAUUCAAAGAGUUACACAUCGUACAAAAUUCUUACAAGUUGGAGGUUUAAUUAUUCAAGUUGUUGCUAUGAUUAUUGCCCUAUGGGCUCGUUAUGGUAAUGCAUCAACUGGUGCUUUAGUAUGGGUUCAGAUCUUAUUAGGUAUGGGUGGUGCUGCUUCAAACAUUGGUUCACAAGUUGCCUCACAAGCCUCAGUUCCUCAUCAAGAUGUUGCAUUGGCCAUUGCACUAUUGUUACAAUGGUCAACCAUUGGAUCUGCUAUUGGUGCAGCAAUUGGAGGUGCUUUAUGGGAAAACAAAUUGAUGAAGGCUUUAAGAACUUACUUACCUUCUAGCGUAAGUGAUGAUGAUGUGGCUGAGAUGUAUUCUGAUUUCUCUGCUAUUCAAAAAUAUCCAAUGGAUAGUGAUGUUAGACAAGGUGCUAUAUUGGCUUAUAAUCAUGUUGUUUAUGUGUUGUUUGCACUAGCAUUAGCUUUUACUGCCCUUGCAUUCUUUGCUUCAUUAUUCCAGAAAAACUACUACUUGGGAGAUGAUCAAAAUGCUGUUGAAUAUGCCAACAUGGUUAAUAGACCGACUAAUAGAUUUGCAAGAAUUUUAGAUUGGAUUGAUAAUCCGUUUGCUUAUUACAAAAACAAAAAGGCAGAGAAACAAGCACAAGAUCAUACAACAGGUCAGUCCACUGGUGUAAUUGAGGAAACCUCUGAGUUUAAUGAUGACACAAACUUACAAAAUCGCCAGGUAAAAGAGGAUUCAGUUGUCAAUACCAAAGCUGGUGUAUCUGAAAUGGUUAGUAGAGUAUAG
Molecule: messenger RNA, 2010 nt
Organism: Hansenula anomala
Lineage: Eukaryota; Fungi; Ascomycota; Saccharomycetes; Phaffomycetales; Wickerhamomycetaceae
Exons: 1
Coding region: 1-2010 (669 amino acids)
Biological process (GO): transmembrane transport
Molecular function (GO): transmembrane transporter activity
Source: RefSeq, a predicted model, not a curated record